Molecule: messenger RNA, 2460 nt
Organism: Microthlaspi erraticum
Lineage: Eukaryota; Viridiplantae; Streptophyta; Magnoliopsida; Brassicales; Brassicaceae
Source: the annotation of a GenBank genome assembly
AUGGAGGACGGCGAAAUAGAAGAAGGAAUGAUAACGGCGGAGGAAAUCCCGACGUCGGAAGUAGCGACUGAAACAAUAGCACCACCGCGAGAGGCUGGGAAAUCUCCACUCGAGCUGCUCCGUGAGAGCAAAACCUCCGUGGAGGAAAUCGUCACUACGAUGCUCUCAAUCAAAAAAGAAGGAAAUCAAAAAUCGGAGAUUCGAGAACUCCUCACACAGAUGUGCCUCAACUUCGUUAAUCUUCGUCAGGCGAAUCGUUCGAUUCUGACGGAGGAAGACAAAGUAAAGGCGGAGACGGAACGAGCAAAGGCACCGGUCGAUUUCACGACACUGCAAUUGCACAAUCUCAUGUACGAGAAGAGCCAUUACGUCAAAGCUAUUAAAGCUUGCAGAGAUUUCAAAUCCAAGUACCCUGACAUCGAUCUCGUCCCCGAAGAAGAUUUCUUCCGCGAUGCUCCUGAAACCAUCAAAGAUCAAUUGCUCUCGACUGAUAGUUCUCAUGUUCUGAUGCCCAAGAGGCUCAAUUUCGAGCUCCAUCAGCGUAAAGAAUUGUGUAAGCAACGAGCGAGAUUGGAGCAACAGAAGAAGAGUUUACUGGAAACAAUUGCAGAGCGCAAGAAGUUCUUGACAAGUCUUCCUCUACACCUAAAGUCUCUAAAGAAAGCAUCACUUCCUGUACAGAGCCAGUUAGGUAUACACCACACAAAGAAACUGAAGCAGCAUAAUCUAGCUGAGCUGCUUCCUCCUCCGCUUUACGUAAUAUACUCACAGCUCUUGGCACAAAAAGAAGCUUUUGAAGAGAGCAUCGAAUUAGAGGUAGUUGGAAGCCUUAAGGAUGCUCAAGCUUAUGCUCGACAACAAUCGAAAAAGGACACAGGUGUGUCUAAUGGUGUAGAGAGUUCUAGGUUGGAGGAUGAUGGACCUGAUGAUGAUGAUGAUGGACAAAGGAGAAGAAAGCGACCGAAGAAAGUUACUAGCAAAGAAGGUUCUGACAAGGCGGGGUUAUAUCAAGCCCACCCUCUCAAGAUUGUUCUUAACGUAUAUGAUGAUGAUAUGAAAUCCUUGAAGCUUGUCAUUCUCAAGUUUGAGUACUUGCUGAAGUUGAAUGUUGUAUGCGUCGGCGCUGAAGGCUCUCAGGAUGGUCCAGAGAACAGUAUAUUUUGUAACUUAUUUCCUGAUGAUACUGGACUUGAUCCUCCUCAUCAGUCGACGAAGCUCGUCCUUGGUGAUGGUCAAGCAUUUGACGAGAGCCGAACUUCGAGGCCUUACAAAUGGGUACAGCAUUUGGCGGGGAUUGAUAUUUUGCCAGAAGUGUCACCGAUUUUAUUUGGCCAAGAUUCUCAAAACACUGAUUCUGCUAAAACCGAUGCGUUUGUGCCUGAUCUGUCAUUGUAUCGCCAGCAACAUAGGGUGCAAACAGUUCUGCAAAGAAUACGUGCGCGGAAAAAAGCGCAUCUGGCUCUUGCGGAGCAGCUUGGUAUGCUUAUGAAGCACCAUCUGCCUACUGUGAACUGCGAAGAUGCUCCAUGGGCAUUGCAUAAGGUUCUCUGUGCUUUGGAUUCCUGGUUGUUACAUACACUAUCUACAGCUAGUAAGUCGAGUCUGAAUAAUACCGAACAAGCUCCAGAGCCUAUGGAGAUCGAUGCAGAUGGAAGGUCUAUUUCUGGAAAGGAGGAUCUCGAAGGUAUACGGGAAGAUGGAGAACUUCCCUCUUUGGUCACAGCAGCUGCGGCUUCUUCGAUAACCAGUUCCAACCAGACCCCAUCGAAAGUAUCUAAUCUAGCACGGUCCAGGCAGUUGGCUCUGAUGACAAAGAACCUAGAUUCUCCAGUUAGCAAAGGGAAGUCGCUGAGUUUCAAGAAAUACGAAGAUGAUUUGGAUCUUGUUCUGCAUGAUGAUAGUGAAUUAGAUGAGCCGGCAGGAACAACCGAUGCGGAUUUGGAAGCGUUUUCCCCUGAGAAACCUGAUAAUUCAUGGGUGGAUUAUGGCGCGAGAGAGUUUUCGCUUGUGUUUUCCAGGAAAACAAAUGGUGGAAAGUUGUGGAAGUUAGAAGCAAAGGUACUGAUUAGCAUGGAGUAUCCUCUUCGACCUCCUUUGUUUUCUCUGUCUCUCCAUGCUUCUUCUUCUUCCGGAAACGACAAGGGGACAAAUGAAAGUGACCAUUACAAUGAACUACGAGCUAUGGAAGCAGAGGUGAAUCUUCAUAUGUUGAAGAUUGUACCUCCAGAUCAAGAAAACUAUCUCCUAUCUCAUCAAAUCAGAUGCUUGGCAAUGCUGUUCGACUAUUACGUUGACGACCCUUCUCCAGAUUCAAAAAGAGGAACAGCCACAAGUGUGGUUGAUGUGGGUUUGUGCAAGCCUGUAGACGGUAAGCUUCUUGUGAGAUCAUUUAGAGGCAGAGAUCACCGGAAAAUGAUCUCGUGGAAGGAUAGAGGAUGCGCUUCGGGAUAUCCAUGCUAG